GUCAACUAAUAUGCAGCAAAAGUGGUUCUGUCCCCUAUUAUGUUCUGAAAACCUUAUUUUCAUUAAAAUAUUUAGGUAGCUUUUUGCUUUUUUAAAUUUAAUUUGAGGUUCUUUCUGAAUUUUUUUUUUUUGAAAUUAUUUAUAGUUUUUUUCCUGAGAAUUCUUAAAUAGGUUUUUACCACCCACCCACUCGAUUAUUUAAAAAAAAAAAAGGAAUUGUCUUGAACACAAAUCUAAGAACCAUUGUAUUCUACCAUCUGUCAUUAGGCCCUGCUGACUUUGGAACGGUCAUCCGGUUUCAUGAACUAAACCUAGCACAUAAUUCGUAUAUACAUGUACGUAGUUUGUAGAUAGCAAGAAGCAAGAGAAUGAAGUUCAAUGCAAUCGUUCCGGCCCUUUUGGCAUGCCUUGUAUUCCCAGAAUGUAAGUAUUUUCUUACAAUUUAAUACAGAUAAUGUUGAUAACACGAUUUUUUUUUUCAACAUUCACGUUUUACCGAUCCGAUUAACUAGACUGCACUACUAUGACUGCACUACUAUGACUGCACUACUAUGACUGCACUACUAUGACUGCACUACUAUGACUGCACUACUAUGUUCGCCUGUUACGGGCUCUGUAAAAAAAAGACAAAAACAAUAACGCAACCUCCAGUCCGUCUGUUUCGUCUAUGAUACUAACUAGUGACUUUAAUUUGAUGUGAACAUUUAUUUUUGCACUUAUUUAUCCUUUGAAUGUUGACUCGUGCUUUUUUUUUCUUUAUAUGGCUUUUUUUUUUUCUAAAAAAAACAACAACUUCACACUUCUUUAUUAUUCGUGCAUUCCUUUUGUUGUUGUUGUUGUGAAUUAGGACCUUAGAGAUGCAUCAUGUACCUCUAUGUGUUCACAUGUUCUAUACAGCAGAGAAGACAUCCUUUAGGAUUAGAGAGCAUUAUUUCUCGUUCAAGUAAAAAAAAGUGUUCCAGGUAUGGGAUGCACGAAAUCACAUCCCACAUGGAAGGUGAAAUCAAUGGAUUAUCCUUAUUGCCAUUCAUAUCUGGCUGCCGUAGACGAAUUUAUUGAAAACCAUUGCUCAAAAAAUACUUCAGGGUUACUUAAUUGUCUCUCAUGUCUGGCUGGUGUAGAGGAAUGGACUUGGAGCCACCAUCUGACAAUGCUUCAAUGUUACUUUAUUGGAGUUGUGUUUUGUAUCAAAAAUAUAAAGUUUGAUCUGACCAUGUUGGCUACUACUUCAGCCAUUCUGCCAAUUACCUCUUCAUCUAUUCAUAGUUACUUAAAGUUAUUGACGCGAGGCAUGUGAAGUUUUAGUUACAGACAGAUUCCCCCACCCCACAUCCCAAAUCGAUUCCUUGUCGGCAUGUCCAACCAAUUAUGGCAUAUCGAUUAAGAGGCGUCGCCACAGACCCUUUGAACGCUAUCCCGGGAACACUAGGUGAGAGUCAAAGGUCUUGCAUAGAAUCUGCUUUUUAAAGAGCACAGCUGCAUGGUACCUGCCAUAUGACACAGGAGCAUGGUACCUUCCCUAUGGCACAGCUGCAUAGUACCUGCCCUAUUACACAACUGCAUGGUGUCUGCCCUAUGGCACAACUGCAUGUUACCUGCCCUAUGGCACAACUACGUGAUAGCAGCCCUAUUGCCCAACUCCAUGGUACCUGCCCUAUUACACAGCUGCAUGGUACCUGCCCAAAGGCACAGCUACAUGGUACAUGCCCUAUGGCAAAGCUACACGCUACCUGCCUUAUGCCACAGCUGCCUGGUACCUGCCCUAUGGCACAGCUGCAUGGUACCUGCCCUAUGGCACAGCUGCAUGGUACCUGCCCUAUCGCACAGCUUCAUGGUACCUGCCCUAUUGCACAGCUGCAUGGUACCUGCCCUAUGGCACAGCUGCACGCUAACUGCCCUAUGGCACAACUGCAUGGUACCUGCCCUAUGACACAACUGCAUGUUACCUGCCUCAAAGCACAUCUGCAUGGUACCUACCAGUGAAGUUGAAAAUAACGCUAUAAACAGUUUGGGGUAUUGAAGACAUGUUACUGUUAAUGGGUAAUAGGCAAAAAAUUGCCAUUGUUUUUUUUAUCAUACAGCCUAUAAGGGGACUGCUCCUAGGCAACCGUUUUGUCCGAGCUAAGAUGUCACCUAAUCAUACCGUAGAAACAACAUGCAGGAGCCCAAUUAGAGGGCGUCUAUCAACACCCCGUGAUGGUAAAGGGGUGCUUUUAGGAACUUUAUAAUAUCUCCAUCCCAGCAGCCCAUUGAAAGUGCCGGCUGUGAGAGAAGCACACGCAAGACGACCAGGUGUUCCUUCAAUGACGCCGCCCCACUCACAUUGUCCAUCGAGUGGAAGGUGCGUAGUGCUGUCUCUAGGGCUGAGACGAAGAGGGAUAUGAUUGGGGAAGACUUAAUGAGCUCUGGCUUGCUAACUUGCUGUUUUGAAUUUAGAGAGAUAGUAAGUUACAGCCAGAUGUACCUUUUGAUAGCAAUGAAUGGGAUGACUACUUGUCGUUUAAGGACGCAAUAUGUCAUGGUAUUCUUAACACAGUGCAGACGUGUCGUUUAAAAACAAAACAUGAAUAAUGAUCAUAAAUAAUUUAAUUUCAGCACAAAAAUUAAGCUGUGAAAUAUUUGGCCCCAUGUCAAAUACUUUCGUUGUCUAUGAUGUUUUAUGAUGCAUAUUUCGCCUGGUCUUUCUCUUUGAUAAGAAGCAACACAACCUCCAAUUUACGCUACAUAGUAAUUUAUUAUAUACGAUACUAAUCACAUGAUCCAUUGACAUCACGAUAAUGUAAUACAAUAAUUGUUGCAAUGCAAAGAGUAUCCACAGGCUUUUCAUAAAGCAUCAGAAUGAGUUUGAUAUAAUGAAGUGAGUGGUCUAUUAUGAGGUGUGUGGAAUAUUUUGAAGUGACUGGGAAAUGAUGAAGUAUGUGGGCUGUGAUGAAGUGCCUGGGAAGUUAGUGGCCAUAUGUUGAAGCGGAUGGGAUAUAAUAUAUAUAAUGGGCUAUGAUGUAAUACGUGGGAUAUAACGAAUCGAAUGGCCUUUUAGGACGUAUGUAGAAUAUGUAGAAAAGACUGUGAUAUGAUGAAGUGAGUGGCUAUGAUGAAAUGAAUAGGCUAUAAUGAAAUGAAAUAUGAUGAAGUUGGUGGCCUGUGAUGCAAUGAGUAGAUUAUGAUGAAGUGAGUUGGCUAUCGCCAUCAGACAUAAAGUAUUAUUUAGCUAUCGCCAGUUUUUGUGUCUGUCGGCCGUCGUCAGUCUAUUGCCGUCCACUUUAAAUUCUAAUGUUAGACGAUCUUUAAGUUGUUGAAUCUGCUGCAGGUCAGAACAAAGCCAGACCAACCUCGUGAAUUUGAUGUUACAGAAGGACGCCACCUUAUGACUAGAGUGAUGUUCCUCUGUUCCUUUUUUAAGUUACCUGCCCCAGUCCAAUAACGACACAACUGUAAAAACACAACUUUAAGGACACAGCUGUAAAAACACAACUGUAACGACACAGCUGUAAGGACACAACUGUAAGGACACAACUGUAAGGACACAACUGUAAGGACACAGCUGUAAGGACACAACUGUAAGGACACAGUUGUAAGGACACAGCUGUAAGGAUACGGCUGUAAGGACACAACUGUAAAGACACCACUGUAAGGACACAACUGUAAGACAUAACUAUAAGGACACAACUGUAAGGACACAGCUGUAAGGACAUAAUGGUAAGGACACAUUUGUAAGGACACAGCUGUAAGGACACAACUGUAAGGACGCAACUGUAAGAACACAACUGUAAGGACACAGCUGUAAGGACACAACUGUAAGGACACAGCUGUAAGGACACAACUGUAAGGACACAGCUGUAAGGACACAGCUGUAAGGAUACGGCUGUAAGGACACAACUGUAAAGACGCCACUGUAAGGACACAACUGUAAGACAUAACUAUAAGGACACAACUGUAAGGACACAGCUGUAAGGACAUAAUGGUAAGGACACAAUUGUAAGGACACAGCUGUAAGGACACAGCUGUAAGGACGCAACUGUAAGGACACAGCUGUAAGGACACAGUUGUAAAGACACAACUGUAAGGACACAGCUGUAAGGACAGAACUGUAAGGAUACAGCUUUCUCUAAAAUUAAAUUGUUAUUUUGAACUUUGUCGAAAAUUCCCAUCUAUUUCAGGUGUCGAGAGCUACACCAGGAGGACGGCUUACAAAGGCUUGCACAUUGGUGAGACACUCAAUUUGACUUUUAACCAUUUAACCGUCUUUAAAGAUGUUGAUUGGACGGAUAAAAUGGCAAAGGCGAUCAACGCAACCGAUCUAAGAUACAUGUGUGCUGGUUGUCCAUCAUUUGUGAAGGUGGCUUCUAGGACACAGAAGGUGAGAUACAUUUUUUAACACAAAAGUUUACAUUGUGUACACCAAGGCUUUAACUAAUGUAACGAUUGUGUUUCUGGCAAAUUACAUUCAGUAUUGACAAAAGAAAGUGCCCAAAGGGAAAGAUCUGAAGAAUAUCGAAACACAAUUUAUUAAACAACAUACCAUAUUUUUUAAUGGGGACAAGUAUAUUUGAGUAUCGCACCAUUCUGAUUGUAUGUGACAAAAGAUAUGGAAUAGUGGAGCCAGGGUCGGAUCAAAUUGCACCUGAAACUCUUUGCAGUUUCCUUGUUCUAUAUAGGAUUUUGAUUUUUUUAAAUUAUGAUUUUCACUGUCUAGAUGCGCCUAGUCUAUCCAGAUUGUGACUGUAUGGAUGUGCCUGGACUAUCUAGAUUGUAACUGUCUAAAUGUGCCUGGUUCAUCUAGAUUGCAUCUGUCUAGAUGUGCUUAGGCCAUUCAAAUUGUAACUCUCUUGAUGCUACUGGUCUAUAUAGAGUUUGAAUGUUGGAGAAUCUAACGUUCCAUCUACGGUCUUAACUUACAUCUCAGUGAAAAAGGCCAGAGUAUACCCAGCGCUCAGAUUAUACUCUGGGUUAAAGAUGCUCAAGCAAUAAUUAUACCCAUAUCAUACCCCCAGCUCGGACUAUACCCUUGGUUAAAGAUGUCCGAGCCAUAAUUAUACACAGAUUAUAUUCUGGCUUGGGCUAAGUUCAUACUCCUCCACACCAGCUUAUACCAUCCAUGACAUCAGCAGUGUUCCAUAAUGAACAAACACAUUACUAAAAAAAGGCCUUACAUUUUAUUGGCUAUUUAGCUUUGUCAGAUUAGUUAAGUGAGAAGGCUAACUGAUUUAAAACUUAAAACUAUCAAUAUAUUGACUUUUUUUGUUACUUAACUAAUAGAAGAUUUAAUCAUCCAGAGUCAAAUAUCUAUAGCACAGUUUUCAAUAGGGUUUGCACAUUCAAAUAAGGGCACAUAACAAACACAUACAAAUAAAAACAGAUAACAGACACAUAGAGUAAAAGUGAAACAAUUCUUUUAAACAAAUUGACUGAAUCUUCAACUACAUUUAAUGGCUGUCAGUUUUAAUUAACUGGCCCAUAUUUUUAAUGACUUUCUUACAAUUUCGAUGAAACUGCCAACAUUUCAAUUAAUGGGCCUACAUUUUGUAUUUAUUUGUCAGAAUUUUUAAUAUACUGACCAUACCUUUUAACUGAAAGACAUUUUCUACAAAUUGGACCACAUUUUUAAUAAAUUUUUUCACCCUAAAAAUAAUGUGCAAUGCAAAACACUCUAUCCUUUGUAUCUAAUGUUGCACCUCAAGUACAAACUUUUCUUUCUUGGUAUAAAACCAUGGACAAAACUAACUUCUACAUAGACAAUAGACACUGUCAUUUACAAAGAAGAACAAGGUGCCGUAUUGAUUCAAUAACUUUAUAAAAUGUAAGUAUUGUGCUCCCAAAGUUUUAACUUUGUUUUCAAGCUCAAACAUUUUAUUUUUCUCUACUCUUAGGACAAUCAAUGGGACCUCUGUGUUGAAGAUGAGUAUUCGGAAUUCAGCGUCUCCCGCAUUGAGGACCCCUGGAUGUGUGUCACAAAGAACAACAUGCAGACUUUUCAUAGCGGUGUUUUCAAAUUUAGAAUAGAGUUUACAGAGCCCUACGAGGCUAUGGAAUCUUUGACACUUGUAAUUGUGGAGGGUAAUUAUACAAAUAAUAUUUCUUUUCUUUUCUGAUUCUGAUAGAUUCUGAUAGACUAUGGUCCUGCAACCAAGUACCGGCAAAUGUGCAACGGUUAGGGUAACCUAUCCUAACCGCUCCUAGCCGGUGCCAGGGCAGCCUUGAAACUCUCGAUUAAUGUCGAGUCCACGGCGGCAUUGUCCAGUUGGUUCCAAGCAAUUAUUGUUCAUGAGAAGAGUGAUUGUUUAUAUUGAACUGUAUUACACCAAGGUGCAGUGAAGCAUUUAUCGUUGUUCCGGAUGUAACUGCUCAUGGAGUCGUCAGAGCUGAAGUCAGUGUUUAUUGAGUGCGAGAUAAGCGUUUCGUUUGCAGCAUGUUCGGCAGAGGCGCAGAUUUCUUCAAAUGAAACCAAAUGUGGAGUUGGCUUUUUUUGAAAUUUUGUUUAUAUGGGGUGACUAUUUUAGAUUAUUCGAGAAGAGAGUUCCAAGGUGUUGAUUAUUUGAUACUUGUUGGAGAAUGGUCUCGUUUAGUGAGUACAUAUAUGUUGUUGUUUUUUUCUUGAGAUGCUCAUUGUGUAGCAUUUGGUUUCGCUAAAUUUCAUGCCCCAUUUGUCUGCCCAAUUCAUAAGGCACUUCAAAUCGGUUUGGAGGUGGUUGUGGUCAUCGUAGCCAUUUAUCUCUUUGUAGACAAGACAGUCAUCUGCAAACAGCCUCACUUGAGAUUUUACUUUAUCAGGGAAGUCGUUUAUAUGACAGAGGAAGAGAAGGGGGCCCAUCACUGUACCCUGAGGAACUCCUGAGUCUACAGUGGAUUUGCUUGUUCGGACGCCAUCCUCCACUACUUGCAUGGUCCUUUGUGUUAAGAGUGUUGAGAGACAGGAAUGAAGGUUGCCGGUGAUGCCGUAGUAGUAGAGCUUAUGUAGAAGAAGGCUGUGUGGAACAGUUUCGAAGGCGUUGGAAAAGUCGACAAUUGCCAUGUCGAUCUGUUUACCUUUUUCAUAGGAGAAAGGGGGUCAUUGGUGGUGAUGAUCAAUUGAGUUUCUGUUGAGAAUCCAGAUAGUGAUUCUCCAUCGAAACAGUAACUAUACCACCAGACUUCCACUUCUGGUUGACACAGUACUGUCCCAGAAUGGGGAAACGUUCAUAAAAAAAGUAAUACUUAUGUCUCAUUACGCUUUCUAAUUAAUUUUAGGUCCGAAAAAUGUUUACCAACUCACGACUAAAACAUGGAUCUCUAGCUUCCUCAGCCACCGACGCCAAGCAGUAGUGGUGGGCGGUACAAGCUCCUCCUUUGUCAAUGUGAAGUCAGGGGUCCCCCAGGGAUCAGUCCUGGGCCCCUGUUUGUUCCUAGCAUACAUUAAUGACCUACCGGAGAAACUGACAUCACAGGCAAGACUGUUUGCAGAUGACACAGCAGUGUAUAGGACGAUCGCCAACAGAUCUGACCAGGACCAGCUACAACAGGAUCUCAAUCUGUUAGCUGAGUGGGAGAUGAGCUGGGACAUGGAAUUUCACCCUGCCAAGUGCCAGACACUAUCAAUCUCUAGAAGUUGUACUCCUCUACACUACCAAUACAAACUGCACGGCCAUAUUCUUGAGCAAGUUUCCUCCGUAAAGUACCUGGGUGUUACCAUUCAAAGAGAGGUCCGAUGGGAUGAACAUAUUAACAAUGUAUGUAACCAAGCAAACAAGACCCUAGGGUUCUUAAGGCGAAAUCUAAAGAUUGGCAACUCCUGUGUGAAAGAAAGAGCAUAUAAAGCCUUUAUCCGUCCGAUUUUAGAUUAUGCAUCUUCAGUCUGGGACCCAUUUACCCAGAAGAGCAUUGACAGGUUGGAGGCGGUCCAGCGACGAGCAGCACGCUUUGUCCUAAACCGCUACAGGAAUACCUCAAGUGUUGGCAGCAUGCUAGAAACACUAGGCUGGUCACCAUUGGAGAAACGACGACGACAAUCCAGGCUCUCCAUGAUGUACAAGAUAAAUAAUGGGCUGGUCCACUGUUCCAGUAUUAAACAGAAACUCGUCCCUCUCCCCAAUAGACAGCGACGAGGCCAUGACAGGCAAUUCAGGCUCAUGCCAGCAAGAAGCCAGUAUAGGAGCUGCUCAUUCCUGCCCAAGACAAUCAGGGACUGGAACAAUCUUUCAAAAGGAACGGUUGAGGCGACAACACUAGACACAUUUGUGUCUAUUGCCUCAAGCCUUCAAACCCCCAGUGCAUGAUUCCCUCACAAAGUGGCACUGGAAAUCUGUGAAAUUUCCUCAUCAACAACAGGAACAGAAACAUUGCAAAUCCCAUCUACAUGCAUAGGAGCCAAAAUGAUCAAUAAAUUGAUCGUGGGCCCUUAAGAUAUAGAAGAAGAAGACGACUACUUACGUAUUGGAAAAAUUAAGGUUCAACUAUAAUUCUAUUUUUUUUUAAAAGUCGAGCUGCCCAUUUCCAACAACAACGUCAAACAAUAUUGUCCUUUUCAUUAAGGAGAUGAGAUGGUGUUUAGAGAUUUGCAGAGCUGACCAUAGGAAGUAUGCGUUCAGGGUGCCGGAGUCUCCGUGCAGCUAGUUUUUGCACACACCCUACUUUCUUAUUUCUAUUUUUACUAGGCCUCUUUCGAUGGUUUUCGUUUAUUGUUCUCUCAGGUCCCGAGGCCACCAAGAAGUCUAAGUACGAAGGGCCAGUCUUAUUUGCUCUACAGUUGGCCACCACGAUCCAAAUCAUCGGCCUGUUUGUACAGUCCUACCGAUUCAUACGCUUGUUGUUCGCCAGACAGGAUGAUGAGGAGAGGGAGUUUGUUGAGAGAUUUGUUCAUGGGAGGAGGUUCUUUUAGUAAGUCUUAAAUAACUUUAAUCCAACGACAAUGUCAACCAACUUUAAUAUUGUGGUAAUUGCAAUUGUGUUGUACAUAGGAAACCAUAAAAUAUAAUAAUAAACAAGUCCAAUAAGUCGUACACAUAAACUUUUCAAUCACAAACUGCUAUUUAGUAAGAGAACAAACUCAAUCCAUUCAUCCACCCUUUCUUUUGUUUUCAUACCUUUUAUUUUGUAACAUAUUAUGCAAGUCUAACUUAAUUUUUAAAAAAAGGAAUUUCUUAUCUUUUGUAAUAAAUUUUGUCAAUCUGAAAUCCUACGUGAUUAAGGAUGUUUAUUAAAUUAUAUAUAUAUGUUUAAUUUAAACUGUUUGUUUAUCAAAUAUUUAAAUAGGUUACCUUUCAAUUUAUAUUACAGGGGUUCUAAACCAGGAAGAUAGUGUAAGGGAGUGAAGGAAGACCAAGCCAUUCCCGCUGGCUCGGAAAAUAUGUUUUCACAUCAAAAGGGAGGUCACUUCUGCAAACGGGAUUUUAAAAAUAAAAAAAAACACUAUAUAUUGUGCUGUUCAACAGAGUAAAUAAAGAAGGCCAGGAUUACAUCCCUAACUUGUUUUCCCCC
Molecule: messenger RNA, 9450 nt
Organism: Lymnaea stagnalis (great pond snail)
Lineage: Eukaryota; Metazoa; Mollusca; Gastropoda; Lymnaeidae
Source: the annotation of a GenBank genome assembly